GUGACACUCUAGCUGCACUGUUCUUGUGGUUGUGGAUGGACGCAGUGUUACCAUUGGUCACUUCCCCCAGGAAUCAGGAUCAGGCAUCACAAUGGAGAAUGAGCAGCAUACGCAGCAGAAAAUCAUUGACCCAAUGGAACGCAAUCUUGUCCUGGCUGACUACACAACACAGUCAGUGGCCUAUAUUGUGCACUCAGCCACCCAAUAUUCAGUGGGAUAUAAAAAAAUUAAAGAAUACUUGGUCAACGAAAAUGUGUCAGAGGGAAACAUCCACAGUAAACCAUAUACUGCAGGUUUGUCUACUGUUGGCCACCGAGGGAAGGUUUUGGUGACCUGGGAUCCUAAGCACGAAGGAGGAGCGACCAUGAAGGUUUACAUCCAAAAUGACAAUCCUAUAUACGUGCGAGACUAUGAUGCAAAUGGGGACCCUUGUGAAUUGAUUGGUUGAGCUUGGAAUUGGCAGGUGAUAGGAUAGUUUUCAAAAAAAAAAAAAAAAAAAAAAAAA
This is a messenger RNA of Aspergillus ruber CBS 135680, 505 nucleotides long. RefSeq lists its product as uncharacterized. Bases 92 to 448 code for a protein of 118 amino acids. The record is from RefSeq and is a predicted model, not a curated record. The transcript has a single exon. NCBI's taxonomy places the organism in Eukaryota, Fungi, Ascomycota, Eurotiomycetes, Eurotiales, Aspergillaceae.